UGGAAAUAGGACACCGAGCAUGAGAGAGGUGAAUUAUUGAGCAGUACAAGUGGAGGAAAAGAGCAGUACAUGGAUCACGUUUACCAUAUGUCCAUUCAAAUGGCAGCCACCCAUCCAUUUACCUAUGAUUCUAGACAGAGAACAGCCCAGAUCAAAAGAGUAAGCAGAGGCGAAGAACGAGAUCGACUUCAAAGAAGCUGGUGGAAAGUAAAAAAACAAUUCCAGAUCACAUGUCAUGUCAAUGAUGAGAUGUAUUUGGACAGCAUUACCAUGCCAUGUUACCCUGAUAAAACCAAGGUGCUUGUCCCCUCUAGUGUUUCAUUCCUACUCUAAUAAAUUUUAUUGCGCUAGGAUGCUUCAUGGGCUACUAUAAAUAUGGCUUUGGGGUGUCUGCUAAGUAUGAAGGUGGCUUGAGAGGAGUGGGCAGUGAGUUGCAAUAUCUCUGUAGCAACCAAGUACUGUUUGGAGAAAAUGGAGAUCCCAGUGAUCAACCUUGGAGAGAUAGAGGGAGAAAGGAAGAGCAAAACAAUGUCACUUCUCCAUGAGGCAUGCGAGAAGUGGGGGUUCUUUUGGCUCGAGAACCAUGGGAUUGAUGAGGGCCUGAUGGAUAAGAUCAAGGGACUGGUGAACCAGCACUACGAGGAGAGCAUGAAGGAGAGCUUCUACAGCUCAGAUCUGGCAAAAGAAUUGGGAUGUAAUAUCAAAGCCUCUGAUGUCGACUGGGAGAGCAGCUUCUUCUAUCACCAUCAGCCGGACUCGAACAUCAACGACAUUCCUGAACUACUUUGUGAAGUAAUGCAGGAAUAUGUUGCACAAUCGAUCAAGUUGGCUGAAAGGCUUGCGGGACUUCUGAGUGAGAACCUUGGAUUGGAAAAAGAUUACAUGAAGAAGGCAUUCUCAGAGCCUUUUGUUGGGACAAAGGUGGCAAAAUACCCAGAAUGCUCUCAGCCAGAGCUGGUGAUGGGCCUCCGAGGCCAUACUGAUGCUGGUGGAAUCAUCCUAUUGCUCCAGGAUGACAAGGUCCCAGGUCUUGAGUUCUUAAAGGAUGGGGAGUGGGUGCCAGUACCUCCAACAAAAGGUUACAGAAUCUUUGUGAACCUAGGUGAUCAAGUGGAAGUGAUGAGCAAUGGGAUUUACAAGAGUGUUCAGCACCAUGUCCUUGCUGACAGAAAUGGGAGCCGAUUAUCUAUUGUUACAUUCUAUAAUCCAGGGGCUAAUGCUAUCAUUUCCCCAGCUCCAAAACUCGUUUAUCCAGGUUGCUACCGUUUCCAAGACUACCUCAAUUACUAUUCCACCACUAAGUUUUCAGACAAGCUUGCUAGGUUCCAAACCAUAAAGGAAAUGCUGGUGCCAUGACAGUAGCAGGACUGCUUGCUAUCACUACUGAACAUGAAGCUUCCUCCUAAAAAGUUUGUGGUGAUAUGUAACUGCUGAAGGAUAUUUGUAAAGGUUUGUGAUCCAGUGUCUUUAAUAUGCCAGAGUGCUAUAUAUAGUGUGGAUUCUGCUUUUAUGUUGUCUUUUGAGUCAACAAUCCAUGGACAACAUCUUAUUUUAUGUUGUCUUUUGUACUUUACCGAGUGAUUAUAUAAAUCCUAUGUUUGUCUGUC
Molecule: messenger RNA, 1607 nt
Organism: Phoenix dactylifera (date palm)
Lineage: Eukaryota; Viridiplantae; Streptophyta; Magnoliopsida; Arecales; Arecaceae
Product: 1-aminocyclopropane-1-carboxylate oxidase 1
Source: RefSeq, a predicted model, not a curated record